Molecule: messenger RNA, 2963 nt
Organism: Apis florea (little honeybee)
Lineage: Eukaryota; Metazoa; Arthropoda; Insecta; Hymenoptera; Apidae
Source: RefSeq, a predicted model, not a curated record
AGAAAUGGCCGCCAAAUACUGGUUUUCCGUGAAAUGCUAUUUCUUAUUUAUAACUUUGUGAAUGUGUUUAUAUGUGUCAAAAAAACGUGUAUGCUUAAUAUUUUUGGGAUGUACGAAUAAGAAUUAUUUAUAUUGCAUAUGUAUACAUAUAUACAUUAUUUUAUUUUAUAAAAUAUUUCAUUGAUAAGCUAAUACUUUGAAAUUAUAUUUGUAAUUUACAUAUAAAAAUUUACUUUUUUUGUCAAUUUUAAUGUUAAUUAAAUUUAUAUUAAAAUUCAAAAUUAUAUAAUUAUUAAAUUAAAUUAAAUACAAUGGACAAAUAUCAACAUAUAAGAACAUUUAUAUCGGCGGUUUUGGAAUAUACUAAACAUCCUAGUGAAACAACUGCUUCAAUUUUACAACGAAAUCUUGGUGUAAUAAGUACAUCAUUAGAUUUGAGUAUCUUUGAUCCUGGAACCAGCAUAGCAGCAGAAUUUUAUGUUAGUUUGCAUGAGCUUAUGAAUUCUUUAGCAUCUAGAACUACUUUAAUUUGGAGUACUGUUGAUGUUUUACAAAACGCUUGUCACAAUGCUGCAGCAAGACAAGCUCUUAUUCAUACAUAUAAAUUUGCACCUAUAUUGGCGAGAUUGUUAGAGGCAAAUUUAACAAGUGAAAAGAGAAUACGAGUAUUAAAAUUACUUCAAGAAUUAACAUAUGGCAUAAAAAUUUCAUGGCAAGAAGCUCAUUUACCUUAUUUGAUAUCAAUAUUAACACAAUGGGUGAUACAAUCUAAAGAAGAAAAUAUUAUUGCACUUUCAUUAGGAGUAUUAGUGAAUCUUUGUUAUAAAAAUCUUCCAGCUGUAUAUGUACUAAUGAGAACAAUUGAUACAAAAGCAUUUAUACGUACUUUGUUAAAAUUGCAACAUUGCAAUGUUAAUACCAGUGUACAAUGUUGUAAACUAUUAAUUAUAUUAGAACAUACAAAUACAAAUAUUUCAGAAAAAUAUAUUUUGGAUUUUGCUGCUGUCACAUUCAGCAGUCUUAUUACUGCAAUGAAACAAAAAGAUGUUUUAUUGCUAAAACACAUUAUAGAUUUUUUUGAUGAUGUUGGACAAAAUGAGCACUCUCAUGCUGUGUUACUUACAUAUUCACAUUAUGACAGAGAUGUAGAAAAUGUAUUGGCUACAUUAGAAGAUAAUGCAGAUCCAGAAUGUGUUGCUCUCAUGAUGGAAUUUUUAUCAUCUCUAGUAAAAUUAAAAUUAUCUGCUUUAGUGACUUUGUAUCCUUUAUGUGUAAAAACUGCUAUGACUUGGGUUCCUGUAGAACAGGUAUGUUCCAAAGCAUUAGCUUUGAUAAGAGUUACUGUAAUUGAUGCACGACGCACUAAAUCAUCCUCUGAAGUCUUAGCAGAAUUAGAUGCUUCUGUUUUAAUGCUUAUAAUAAAUUCAGAAAAUGAUGAAGUUCAGGAAAAAUGUGAAUUAACUUUAGAAAGAGAAAUAAAAUUAGCAGAAUUAAUGCAACUAUUUCAAGAAAUGGUUAAAACUUCUACACUAAGGACAAAAGUAAUGCAGUCCUUGAAUGAACAAAUGAUACGUAAAUUAUUAAGUGCAAUGUUAGAUUCUGAAACAUAUGCAACUAAUGAUUGGCCAGGGAAUUUUAUUCAAAAUCCUACUACAAGUUUAUGUAUUCAUGCAUUAGCAUUAACUGCUGAUUUAGCAGCUCAUAAUUCAAAUUGGUUAACAUUAUAUUCUGAGUUGCUUAGAAAAAAACAAAUUCAAAUGAUUAUGGCUCAUGCAUUAUUUAUUGGUGAUGCAGAUGUUAAACAAAAAGUCCUACAAUUGACAUCUACUGUAGGAUUUCCCCAGGAAUGUGUUUCCGCGGUGGCGCUUUGUAUGAAGCAACUGGAGCCUUUGAUAUUGGUACAAAGUACUCCUGGAAUGGUAACAAAUAUUGGAAGUAAAAUGACUAUAAAUGCAAAUAAUGAAAUGGCUCCACUGUUUUCUUUCGCACAAGAAGAACGGCUUGAUGCAUUUUUAGCAAAAUUGAAAAGAACUUAUGAAUCAAAUCAAAUCAAUGAUAUUACUACAUCAGCAGUAAUGGAAUUAUAUGAAUAUAAGUUAGCAGCUAUGAGACAUGCAGAACGGGCUAUGCAAUCUAGUUUAGAAGCAGCAAGUAAUCAUGGAACCAGUUUACAGCAUAGAUUGGCGCAAGUAGUAGCUGAAUCAAGCCGUUUACAUCAAAUGUUAUUUGACACGCAACAAUGUUUAGAAGGAGUAAAAUCUACCUUAACUGUAAAACUUGCUGAAGCAGAAGAGCAAAGUAAAAAAGCAGUUGCUAUAAAAAAACAGGAAAUCGAAGGUUUAAAAAAGAUAGUAACAGAAAAAUCUACUAAUAUUGAUCAUUUAAAUGUAGUGCUUGUGCAACAUAAACAUGAAUUAGAAAGUAGUAUUAAUAGAAUUGAAAUAUUAACUAAGAAAAUAAAGGAAUUGGAAGUUGAAUGUUCAAAUACAGAUGCAAAAAUUACAGAAAUGACUAAUAAAAAUCAUGAAUUAAGUAAAUUACUUCUUAAAAUGCAGGACCAAUUAAAUAAAAAAGAUCAGGUAAUAGAACUAAAAACUGCGGAAAUUCAAUCAAAUCAAAAAGAUAUAUCUGCACUCAAACAAGAAACUCAACAAUUAUCACAAUUAGUAAAUACAUAUGAAAAAAAUAUUGCUGAAAAAGAGGAAACAAUUAAAAAAAUGAAAGCAGAGUUGAUGGAUUUAAGUCGCAUGCGAGAUAUGAUUUUUGAACUUACUGCUAAGAAAAAGGAAGAUUUAAGCACAAGCUAAUAUUAUAUUUUUAUAUCAUAAAAUUCAUUUUCAAAUUAUCAAACAAUUUGAUAAUAAUUUUAAAAAAAUUUUGUUACUUAAAAUUUUGUUAUAUCUUUUUCUUACAUUUUUAAUAUAAGUAAUUGAAAAAUAAAUAACAUACAUGCACAUAUAUAU